Molecule: messenger RNA, 2972 nt
Organism: Megalops cyprinoides (Indo-Pacific tarpon)
Lineage: Eukaryota; Metazoa; Chordata; Actinopteri; Elopiformes; Megalopidae
Gene: wdr91
Product: WD repeat domain 91
Exons: 16
Coding region: 91-2289 (732 amino acids)
Biological process (GO): early endosome to late endosome transport
Cellular component (GO): extrinsic component of endosome membrane; late endosome membrane; early endosome membrane
Molecular function (GO): protein binding; phosphatidylinositol 3-kinase regulator activity
Source: RefSeq, a predicted model, not a curated record
GCUUCAGUCACAUGACAGGCCAAAGUCACACGAAAACAGGAAGUAAAUGUCAUAAGAAUUAGUUAACAACGUACGGAGGAGGAAGAAGCAAUGGGGUCAGCCGUGGAGCGGAUGGAUGAUCUGGUCAAGGAGUACCUGAUAUACCGCGGUUUCACCAGCACCCUCAAGCACCUGGACUCUGAAAUCAAAGCCGACAAGGAGAAAGGAUUCCGAGUGGAUAAAAUAAUUGACCAGCUUCAGCAGUUCAUCCAGAGCUACGACCUGUCUGCCCUGAAAGAUUACUGGGGAUACCUGGACCGCCGACUUUUCUGUCGAUUAGAAGAUGUCUAUCGACCCACCAUCAACAAGCUAAGGACCAGCCUUUACCGAUACUACCUUGUAUACACUGUGCAGACAAACCGAAUUGACAAAACCCAGGAGUUUUUCCAGAAGCAGGCUCUCGAGCUUCAAGGCCAGGUCGAAUGGCGUGAUUGGUUCAUCCUGCCCUUUGUCCCCUCCCCUGACCAGAACCCUGUAUUUUCCCCUUACUUCACCCGCCAGUGGGCCGACACCUUCCUGGUCUCUCUGCACAACUUCCUAAGUGUCCUUUUCCAGUGCAUGCCCCUACCGGUGCUGCUGAGUUUUGAUUCGGAAGUACAGAGAAGCCUUGGUCUGCAGGAGGAUAAUGAACAACUGCGGCAAUUGCUAUUUGCUCUGCAGGCAGAGCCUCGGCUGAAGAAGGACGAGGAGAUGGUGCAUCACAAACUCCCCCCGUAUGUGCAGAACAUGGACCGGCUGGGAGACACUGAGCUGGACCUGGUGUCCAGCCAGCGGAGCGUCAGCCCGGCCACCCCCUCUCGGAACUUCUUCUCCACGUUCCUCCCCCAAGGAAAGCGGGCACCUGGCAAGACGCCCCAGGGAGCUGGGUCCUCGCCAACACAGGCCACCAUGGGAAGGAGGGACACUGCGGCUAACCAAUCUGCAAAGCCUAAGGAUCUGCCAGCCUCCAGAGAUUCCAAGGCUGUGCCCAGUGUAGGGUCAGCCAGUGAUCAACCAGCCAGUCACCCCAGGCAGAGGAGACACCAGGACCACGAGAAGGAGCGGAAAGAGCUGCUGUCCAAGCCUCCCAGCCAGAAUGUCGAGAAGAGGGGCGAGAGCUCCGACGCGGAGCCCCACCCCGAGGCGACGAACGAGCCCGCGGAUUCGCCGACCGGUCAGGCGCGAGUGGGCGGGGAAGGAGGCGGGCUGGUGGAGCAGCCCUUCAUUAAGCUGAGUCAGGAGGAAUACGGGGAGCACCACUCGUCCAUAAUGCACUGCAGGGUGGACUGCUCAGGGAGGAGAGUGGCGAGUCUCGAUGUGGACGGUGUCAUCAAGGUGUGGUCCUUCAACCCCAUAAUGCAGACCAAGGCCACCAUCAUGUCCAAGUCCCCGCUGCUGUCUCUGGAGUGGGCCACCAAGCCCGACAGACUGCUGCUGUUGGGGAGCGGUGUGGGGACAGUGCGGCUCUACGACACAGAGGCCAAGAAGAACCUGUACGAGAUGUCAAUAGACGACGCGCACCCACGGAUCCUGUCCCUGGCCUGCAGCCCCAGCGGGACGUCCUUCGUGUGUUCGGCGGCGGCGCACAGCGCCCGAACGGGGAGCCUGACGGAGGGCGGAAGCCGCGCCUCCGUCCCCGUGUCGGGGCAGCUGCUCCUAUGGGACACGAAGACCGUCAAACAGCAGCUCCAGUUCUCCCUGGAACCGGGGCCCGUGGCCAUAAACUGCACGGCCUUCAACCACAACGGCAACCUGCUGGUCACGGGGGCGGCCGAUGGCGUCAUCCGGCUCUUCGACAUGCAGCGCUACGAGAGCGCCAUGAGCUGGAAGGCGCACGACGGGGAGGUGUACAGCGUGGAGUUCAGCUACGACGAGAACACCGUCUUCAGCAUCGGGGAGGACGGCAAGUUUAUCCAGUGGAACAUCCACCGGUGCGGAGUGAAGCAGUCGGAGUACACGCUGCCCCAGGACGCCACGGGACCCUUCGUGCUGUCGGGGUACAGCGGGUACAAGCAGGUUCAGGUGCCCCGCGGGCGCCUCUUUGCCUUCGACUCCGAAGGACAGCACGUGCUCACCUGCUCCAACAACGGGGGCCUCAUCUACAGGCUGAACGAAGGCGAGAACGGUCUGGAGAGCAUCCUGGCCCUGGGGGGUCACAAAGCGCCCGUGGUCACCGUGGACUGGUGCUCCGCUGUGGACUGCGGCACCUGCCUGACCGCCUCCAUGGACGGCAAGAUCAAACUGAGCACGCUCCUGGCCCAGAAGUCCUGAGAAGCCGCGGCUCGUGACAGAGGGACAUGAAGGGAGGGGGGCGGAGGCUUUACAGUAUCGAUCCAGCAGCGGUCACGGAGCCCACAUUCUUACAGACUGUGCUUCCUUAGGCUGCAGUUCAUUUUUAUUAAGGGUGACCGCGUUCUCUCCAGACAUUUUCAGUAUUGCAUUGGCUGCCUGUUUACUUUCCUUCAUAGGGUAGGUCAGGUGGGAGGUUACAACUAUAUAUAAUUACCAAUACUAUUUCUAAUGGAGUUUGUAAACCUAUUGUUGAAGUAGCGGCGGUUGCUAGGACACAGGAAAUGACCCAGUAAGACAAAUCUCUCAUCCUGGUCUUCAGUCUUCGAUUCUCCUUCAGAGAUUCAGAUCUCUGAGGUUCUGGCCGUCGGUACGUGACAGAAGACACAUGGUGUGGCUGUAUGAUUUUAAUGAAAAACUGAGAAUUGAAACAUGUUAGCCAUCCAUUCAGUAACAACAGAACAAAAUAAAUUACAGUUUAGAAUGCAUAAAAAUAUAUUUGAUGCAGUAUUGACCUUAACACAGUUGUUCAGUGAAUUGUGUAUAUUCCAGAAUUAAUAAAUGAGAUCAUUCCGAAUACCCUUGCUUGUACAGGGUUUAGACAUUCUGCUGUGAUACUGAAUGCCACCCCAAAAUUGUAUGAUUUUACAAAUCUUGUAUGUAAA